Messenger RNA from Populus trichocarpa (black cottonwood), 2600 nucleotides. RefSeq names its product O-fucosyltransferase 8. Lineage: Eukaryota; Viridiplantae; Streptophyta; Magnoliopsida; Malpighiales; Salicaceae. The transcript has 10 exons. Bases 409 to 2043 code for a protein of 544 amino acids. The record is from RefSeq and is a predicted model, not a curated record.
UUUUGGAUGUUCUUGUUUCAUCGAUCACAAAUUUUCUAAUUCACGAUUUCAAUGCGUCACCGAACUUGAACUUUGUUUAUUUCAUCUAAUGCGUUGGUGGGUCAUUGUUAAGAGAUAGACGGAUGCAGGCGUAGAGAGGGUUUCUUGUAGUUGUCGUCUUGAAAGCAAUUUAUAUUUUGCAGUUUCUUGAAAAUAGAAUUUUAUACUUUUCAACAUUGAUUUUGAUGUGAACGUAGGUUGCUCAGGUUUCUUGUAAUGGUUGCUUGAGAAGUGAUUUUCUAUUAAUUGGUCAAUUAUCAAGAAAAUUAGAUUUCUUAGUCGUGCUGUGCGUGUUAGAGAUUGUGGUGGCAUCUUGUUAUUACUCUAACUAGUUAAGCUUUAUUGAGAUUUGAGAGAGGUGAUGCUAUAAUGGGGAAGCAAGGAUCCCCGAGAAGUCCACGUCCCGACGUGGUGAAUGUGAAAGAUUAUCACACAAGAAGCUCAGAAUGCUUGCCUGGUAGUGAUCCUAUCCUUGGGAGGAGAUUGUCAGGAGGGGACAAUAAUUGGAAAACAAAAGUUGCCUUGCUUCAUGAUUUGAAACAUGAGUAUGGAAAGCUUGGUUCUUGCAAGGCAGUUUAUGUUGGGAAAAGGCAUUUGUGGUUCCGUAAGCAUGUUAAGUCAAUUGUUUUUAUGUUUGCAUUGAUGGGGUCUCUUUUUCUGCUUGAUUCUUUCAUGGUGUCACUUUUUGAUUCGAUAAAUCUUCAAAAUAGUUCACCCUCAAGGACAUCAAGUGAUCUUAAGGGAGGUAGAACUGCCUAUGCCAAUGAAGAAGAACCACCAGUCCAGAUGUAUAGUCGUCUCCAAAACUUGGCUUACAGUGCCCUAUCAGAGAAAGAGUUAAAGCAAGAGCCCUCAAAUUUCUGGGAGGAACCAUGGAAGGCAUCUUUAUGGAAACCAUGUGCAGAUAGAAAAGAAUCAGAGAAAUCAGGGCAACCUGACAAAAGCAAUGGAUACAUAAUGGUCAGUGCAAAUGGUGGUCUCAAUCAACAAAGAGUAGCUAUAUGCAAUGCCGUUGCCUUGGCAUCUUUACUUAAUGCAACCCUAGUUCUUCCCAGAUUUCUUUACAGCAAUGUAUGGAAAGAUCCGAGCCAAUUCGGUGAUAUCUAUCAAGAGGAGUAUUUUGUGAAUGUCAUGAAGGAUGAAGUGAAUCUCGUAAAGGAUCUUCCUUCUCAUUUGAAGUCGCUAGAUAUUGAAGCAAUCGGUAGCCUAAUAACUGAUGCGGACAUUGUGAAGGAGGCAAAGCCCAUUGAUUACCUUACAAAGGUACUUCCUCUCCUGCUGCAGAAUGGAGUUGUCCACCUUCUUGGAUUCGGAAAUCGGCUUGGAUUUGAUCCAUUACCUUCUAGACUUCAGAAAUUAAGGUGCAAAUGUAACUUCCAUGCAUUGAAGUUUGUGCCAAAAAUCCAAGAAGCUGGUUCACUGUUGAUCAGAAGGAUAAGGAAGUAUGAUACUGCACAGAGGAUGUUGGAUAAACAACUUGUUGGAGAGUUUCUGCCUGGCAGUCCCUCAAAAAAACAUGAUUCAGAAAGAGGUCCAUCCAAAUAUCUUGCUUUACACUUGAGGUUUGAAGUGGAUAUGAUUGCCUACUCCUUGUGUGAUUUUGGAGGAGGGGAGAAGGAGAAAAGGGAACUCCAAGCCUACAGAGAAAGUCAUUUCCCUCUGCUCAUUGAACGCUUGAAACAUUCCAAGCCCAUCUCUUCAUCAGAGUUGAGAAACUUAGGGAGAUGUCCAUUAACACCUGAAGAGGCCGCACUUGUACUUGCUGGUCUUGGAUUCAAACGUGGAACUUACAUUUAUCUUGCUAGUUCUCGUAUAUAUGGGGGGGAAUCUAGGAUGCAUUCAUUUACGAGCCUCUAUCCCAACUUAGUCACAAAGGAAACUCUCCUGACACCUAGUGAGCUUGCACCUUUUCGGAAUUUCUCUUCACAGAGAACUGCUUUGGUUGCAGCUAGCAGCAUUGGAUUUUAUCGCCUGUGCAACUGCAGAUGUCUUUGCCAUGACUGAUUCUGGGAGCCAACUCUCAUCCCUAGUAUCUGGAUUCCGCACUUACUAUGGUGGUGGCCAUGCCCCUACCCUGCGGCCUAACAAGAAAAGGCUAGCAGCAAUUUUGUCAGAGAAUAGCACCAUAGGUUGGAAUAGUUUUGAAGAUAGAGCAAGAAAGAUGAUCGAGGAAGGUCAGAGUGUUUUGAUACGGGGUUUUGGUCGAAGUAUUUAUAGACAACCGAGGUGUCCAGAGUGCAUGUGUAAAACCCAGUAGCAUGUUCCCAGGUGCAAGAAUUUUUCAACGCUCUGUUGUUUUGAAACUGAUUUGCAUAUGCCCAGAAAAGCAUUCCCUGUAGGCAUCCCAAUCAAGGCGUGGCUCCUCAAUUGUUGAUCAUGUCAUCAGGAAUGAAAAUGACAAUGCUGAUAGGCUGCUGUAUCAUUAUUCAUUUGUUCAAAUCUUUAUACAAUUGUAGUUGUAAAUUUUCUUCCCUUUGGCUCUAAUUCCUUUGAUUCUUUCCAUUUGUAUAUAACAAUACACACGUUCAAUCCAAUAAUAUGCAUUCCUGAUAUUAAUAUUA